Molecule: messenger RNA, 7017 nt
Organism: Schistocerca serialis cubense
Lineage: Eukaryota; Metazoa; Arthropoda; Insecta; Orthoptera; Acrididae
Product: plectin
Exons: 18
Coding region: 169-4890 (1573 amino acids)
Source: RefSeq, a predicted model, not a curated record
AGACAAGGAGAAUGCAGCGGCGAGCUGAGUUCUGUGAUGACGUCGUGUUGGCACGGUCGAGUGUAGAGUUGGCUCCACGCUAUGACCACCAGUGACCAGCAUUUAGCGAGCAAACACGAACGAAGGUUGAACGUGAUUUGCUUCUGAAACUCUGUUCACAGUGGCGACAUGGGAGCCGUGGAGAGCAGCCAGCAGAGGAGGGGGCAGUUUGUGGAGGACCCCUGGUGGAACCCUCCCCCACAGACCGUGAGGCAACAGGGUUCCAGUGUAGCAGUGAAGGAGCUACAGGAGAAGCUAGAGGCAGCAGAGGCCGCGCGGAAGAAAGCGGAGGCAGAGCUGUCAUCUUCCAGGGCGGAGUCCGCGAGGCUGGAGGAGGAGGUGCACGACCUGGAGCAGCAGCUGGGCGAGGGUGAGGAGGAGAGGGAGCAGUUGGUGCGCAAGUUGGAGCUUGCGGAGCGCGGCCGGCGGGAAGCGGAGGUGGAGCAGCGCCGGCUGCGGCAGCUGCUGCAGGAAGCCGAGGAGCAGCGCCGCCAGAUGGAGGCGCGUGUCGCCACCCUGGAGAGGCGACUCACCAUGGCGCAGGACAGUGCACCGGCACCACGGGCCGCAGCGGGGGCGUUUGUCACCAUGGAGACGAGGGCUGCAGCUGACAGCAGCAUCAGCCGGUCUCCGUCCCGCGAGGAGGAGUCGCGUGCCAGGCAGAACCGGCCAUGGCUGCAGCAGACAUCUGUCACGCAACAGGCUGCUCCGUCGCAGAGGUCGCCCCCUGCCGCUGAGGGAGACAGCAGCUCCAGUGGUGACCAGAGGCAGCAGCAGGAGAAAGGACAGCAGCAGGAGAAGGGACAGCAGCGCGAACAGCAGCAGGGACAGCAGCGCGCGGACGGUGUCGCGGACGAGCGCCGCACUCUCAGUGCCAGCAAGGCCGCCGAACUGGAACUCUUCAAGCGUGAGGUGAACGUGAAGAGGGAAGCAAGGCACCGCGCCAUGGCGGCUGUCUCUGCCGAGCUGGAGCGCCUGCGGCGUGAACUGCAGCGUGAACGACGCGCGAGACAGCGCUUGGAGGUGCGCCUCGGCCAGCACGGCGAAGAGAUAGAUGCAGACGCAGAGGAACGGAGCCAGGGAGAUGAGGACCAUGAGGAUGAGGAGCUGCCGGAAGGUGACAGUGAAGGGGAGGCCGAGCGGCGCUGCCAGGUGUCACUGGAGGAAGACAUGCAUCUGAAGCUGGAGCAAAUGAAGAAUGAGCUGGAGACAGAACGUGAGCUGAGGAGGGCUCUGGAGGACUCAGUGGAGCAGCUGAGGUGCCAGCUGGAGGCAGAGGAGCGUCGGAGACUGGAGGCAGAGGAACUCCGUGCAGAUCUGGACAGGGAGAGGCAGAGGAGGGCAGAGGUGGAGAGUGAAGUGGAGAAGCUGCGUGCCAAAGCAGCCUCUCCAGCGGAUGGAGGAGACCACACGUCCCAGGCAGUGGCGGAGUGCCUGCGGGGCCAGCUGGACGGCGAGCGCAGCGUGCGGAGGCGGCUGGAGCAGCAGCUGCAGGCAAUGGUGGAGGGCCAGCUGAAACGUGACCGCAAGGAGGCCACUGGAAUCUCCAGGCUGGAGGAGCAGCUGGAGAGAGAGAAGAGUGCACGGCAGGAACUGGAGAGAAAGUUGGCAGCUAUGUCGCAAGAGGUCAGUCAGGACAAGGCAGCUGAAAACUGCAGGUUUGAGGAGCAACUGGAGAAAGAGAGGAGUGCACGGCUGGACCUGGAGAGAAAGUUGGCAGCUGUGUCACAAGAGGAACGUCAGAGCAAGGCUGCUGAAAAAUCCAGGCUUGAGGAGCAGCUGGAAGCAGAGAAGGGUGCACGACUGGAACUGGAGAGAAAGUUGGCAACUUUAUCACAAGAGAAUCAGGACAAGGCAGCUGGAAUCUCUGGGCUUGAAGAGCAGCUGGAGAAAGAGAAGAGCAUACGACUCGAGCUAGAAAAGCAGCUGACAGCAGUGUCCCAAGAAGUGAAGCAGGUUGAGGUGUCCGGAAUCUCCAGGCUCAAAGAGCAGCUGGAGGAAGAGAAGAGAACACGUCUCGAGCUGGAACGACAACUGGAGGCGGCUCAUCAGGAGGUGAAGCAGGCGGAGGCAGCAGCCGCGCCCAGGCUGAACGAGAGACUGGAGAAGGAUAGAGCCAAACGUCCAGAGCCGGAGAGACGACAGGCAGCCGAGGGAGUGGAAGACGUCUCCAAGCUGAAGGAACAACUGGAGAAGGAGAGGAGCACACGUCUGGAGCUGGAACGGCAGCUAGCGGCUGUUCGCCAGGAGGCCAGGAGGGAGGAAGCGGCACUGCUCAGGGACCUGGACCGCUUGCGUGACGAGCUGGACACCGAGAGGGACAGAGGGUGCCGGGCCUCCGCUGAAGCAGAGGCGGAGCGUGGGCGGGCGGAAGCCGGCGAGGAGGAGAGGAGGCGCCUCAAGGACCAGGUGGCGGCGCUCAAGGACGUGGCGGCCGUGGGUCGGCAGCUGCUGCAGCUGCGCGAGGAGCAGGUGGAGCGGCUCGAGGCGCGCUUGCGCGCUUCGGAGGCGGUGGCAGCGGCGACGGCGGCUGCCCCCGAGGCCGGGUCUGUGGAGGCGAGGCUGCCCGCCGCCGUGGAGGCGGUCGUGGGCGACCUGCGCGCCGAGUACGGCCGCCAGCUGCGCGCCAUGGCCACGCUGCGCCAGCUGUACGACGAGCGCGCAGCUGCCGCAGCUGCAGAGGCGGAGGCCCGCGAGGGGCGGCUGCGCGUCGAGGAGCAGGCGCGCAGGGACGCCGACGCCAGGUGUCUCAAGCUGCAGGAGCAGGCGUCGCGGUCCAGCGAGGAAGCGGCGGCCCUGCGGGAGGAGGUGUCUCAGAUCCACGCCGCCUUCGCCCGACUGCUGGAGGCAGCCUCCGCCCCCGCCAUCGACGCUCUGGCGCGUCGCCUCCACCAGAACAGGGACCUGCUGGCCGACAUCGCCGCCGAGGGCGAUGGGGCAGCAGCGCUGUCUCGCACGCUGAUGGAGCUCGCAGCACAGGCGGAAGCUGCAGACGCAGUGGUGCCCGAGCCGACAGUGGACGCUGACCCUGCAGACACAGACGUAGACGCCACAGCAGCGCCGGCCACAUCAGCCGCUGGCAACAGUGACGAUGCUCCCACCAGCGUUGCACCCACAAUGGAUCGCACGGAGAUCGUCACCAAUCUGCCGAAGGUCUGGAAGGUGCUGAUGGAGUUGCUGAGCCAGCAGCAGGCCGCAGGCGAGGCGGGGGAUUCCCCGGCCGACGCCGACCGCGACCCCGCAGUGGAUGACGUGAAGAGCCACUGCUACAAGAGCGUCGACACGCCGUACGGCCCACGGCUGGUGAUCAGCGUCAGCCAGACCUUCCUGCGCCUCAAGGAGCUCAUCCUGGAGAAGAAGAGCCUCCAGCGGGAGCUGUCGCGCCUCCAGCAGCUCAACGGCCACCUGGAGACGGAGCUGGGCCGCCAGCAGCAGCGCCUGUCGCUCGUCUCCUCAGAGCUGCGCAAGACCUGGGGGGUGGUGGGACGGAUGCGGGCACAGCACCGACAACUGCACACUCACGAGACGCUGCUGCGGCACGAGCUGCAGCACAAGCGGGAGAUGCUCCGCGAGUUGCGGGACGAGCUGUCACUGUGCCGCGAGACCUGGCAGCGUGCCAGGCAGAAGAGCUCCCAGUCCGAGGUCGAGUGGCGCGCGCUGCGCUCCGAGUUCGCCGAACGCCGCCGCCAGCGCGAUGCCGGCUCUGCCGAGAGUGGCUGCUUCUCUGACAGCGGUGACGAUGCCAAGGAGACGCCGUCCGGAGGUAGCUGCUCGCCUGUGGCUGAGGAGUGCACACCACUGGAGGUGGAGGUGGGGGUGGAGGAAGAAGACGUGGAGGACCCCAGCAGCGGCCCCACCCACAGCGAGGGGGACGGUGACGAUGACGACCCCGACAGCUGUGCCACCGUCUCCAUGGUGAAGAAGCUGAAGGAACAGCUGGCGUGGUUCAGCCGUAGCUUGGAGUCGGUAGCCAGGGGUGAUGAGGAGGCUCUGCACUCCAUCUUCUCACUGCCCCCCAUCACCAUCCCAGAGGCGGUGUACCGCAAGCUCGGCUGGGCCGAUCACAGCGGUGGCCGCGGUGACGAAGUUGUGGACUGCCAGGUGGGAGUGGGGGUGGUGUCAGACGAGGGGUCACCCAAAGAACGGGAGGAGCAAGAUAUGCCGAUCUGUGGUGCCGACACAGUGGAAACGCAGAGAGAGGAGGUGGCAGUUGGCUCUGGGGACGAGUCGGUGGCAUCCGAGGUGACGGCAGGGGUGGAAGUGGACACGGAGGCGGAAGCGGAGGCGCAGCGGCGCAAGAGGCGCGAAGGUGCCUACCGGAGGUUGGCCGCCUGCCUGGAGGCUCCGGCUGCUGUCCUGGAAGAUGACUACCUCCUGACCAGGAAUGAGGCUGCCACGAAACCUGAGCUGUCGACGCAGAUACCUGCUGUAGCACCGCUGGACGAGACGGCGCUGGAGGCACGUGCGCAGCGGCUGCGCAGGCUGGAGGAGCAGUGCCAGCAGCUGGUGCGUCGCGUCACCAGGACGGCACACCGCAGCGACCGCCUCAGCAGCAGGCUGGAGGAGUUGCACGAGCAAUACGGCUCAUCUUCAUCACCAGAGUCGAGCCCCGCGGUGCCAGCAUCACCAGUCGCGAGACGGCGCAGUCGGCUCCCACCCCCACCGCCCCCACUGCCGGCAGAUCUGCCCCGCAUACCUGCACCACCCCACAUGCCCGCCGAGCUGCCAGUUCGCAGGUUGCCCACCGCCUCCGACACCGACUCCACCCGCGGCCACCACCCACCGCUGCUACCCUCACAGCCGCCGGCUGCUGACGACACGAGCGGUGGUGACGACACGGCCGAGGGCUGAGCCCGUCGGGACUCCCCGAGCUCUCUCUGCGGCUGCCACCGGGACUCCCCUGCCUCCCAGCACUGAGCACCUGCAGUGUCCAGCUCCUACACUUGAGAGAGAGAGAGAGAGAGAGAGAGAGAGAGAGAUUUAUUCAUUUGCAGCACUGGGAGGUCCUGCCCGGUAGGCAACAAGUACCAACAUCACAAUUUCAGAAAUAUUUCCCUCGGUUCGACACUCAACUUAAAGCUCAGUACCAGGGAUUUUUGCAAACGGUGCUUAACCGUGCGACGUUUCUGCGUCUCACCCCCCCACCGAGUGGGGUCAGAAAUAUAAACGCUGGCACAGUUAACUCGUCAGAUUUUAUGAAUGACAACUAGUAUGACAACUUGUGCUUAGGUAACUUGGGUGUUAAAAGUCCUGUACACUGUUAUUCUAUUGAACAGUUCUGUGAUGAUCAUUCACAGUCAAUACAUCUUGUUUCUCUACAACAAGAAUACUCGGGAUGAAAUGCGGAUUUUUUCCCCUUUUUUACCAUCUACAUUUGAGAUUCUACUAUGGAGUACCUGUGACAGAGCACUGGAAACAAAGAUAAAAUCUUAUAGGUUUUUUCUGUCAACCUGUAAUCAAAUUUCUAUUCUCAACAGAUAGGGCCUUCGGCAAGACAUCAGUUAUGGCUCCUACUUCUGAAGCCUUCAUAAAUAUAUUAAAAGGCUUUAUUUGAUAGGUGAUAUGAAUACCAGUUCCAUUCAGAUAACUUCAACUGUGGCUAAAACAGCCAAACAUAAAUACCCUGUAAUGAAAAUGACACUGCAGGAAAAAGAGAGGAAUCUGAGGGGUCUAUAAUUAGAUGUACUUACCAUCAACACUUUUCCAGAUGUCAAGAUAUUGGAAAAUAAUAAUUUUAUAUGCAUAGCUUUAAAUGACCAUGUUCAAACAGAAUGUGUACUGUUACGCUAGAACACAGCACAAAAUAUGAUGAGUCGAAUUACUGAAAUGACCUCAAAUGCGCCAAGUGCCCGAGACCAAAUACAUAGCUCAUAUGUCGGGCUCAGAAAUUUAAAAAGAUGUAUACAUUGUGUACAGGCAAAGGAAACACUGAGAACUAUGCAGAGAGAAAACAUUAUAAGACACCAUUGUGCAUACGAGUUUCACAAUACAUGACCGCCUGAGCGAGACUUUGUAAAUGCAAAUGUGGUAAUGUUCCAUGAAACUAAAUGGCGUAAAGUAGUAAGAUUUAAGUAACUGGAGGAAAGUACAGAAUAUAAUUUUGAGCUAUGACCUACAGUUAGCCACCAGAAGUAAAAUAAUUCUCUGGCUGUUUGUGGUUCUGUCCCAGAUCUUAGCAAGCAAUUGAGCUAUUAUGCUCUCUCACUGCACGUGGAACUCUCACAAACUGAUGGAGAAAUAGUGUGUGGUGGCUGCUUUUAGUUAUGUAGAACUAUCAACUUUGAAAUAAUGCAUCUGACAAGUUGGUGUUACUCAGGAGUGAGCAAAUUCAUGUUUAUUGAUGCGGAAAUGGCACGACUGCUGAGAGAAGGGGAACGGCUGGAAAACUCUUGUUUCGAAAUGUUGUUGACGCUUGUCGAAAUGUCACUGCACUUAUUGUACUUAUGCUAAGUCACUAGCAUUGAUGCACUUAUUACCAGCAAUAGUGGCUAUAUGCAUUAUCACCCUUGCAGGUAAUAGAAACCAUUGUUUACUAUAUCACGGCCUUCAGUACGUAUAAAAUAUAUACCUGCAGUACAUGCAAGAUACAUACAUGAAGCUUUUGGAGAAGGCCAUCUCCCCGUCACAGUUUGUAUGGUUAGCUCCCAUUCCUGCCACCUAUACAGAUUAUUUAGACACAUUAUAACAAAUGCGACAUUUAUGUAAGAUUGGCGUGUCUUCGACAUAUAUUACUGUGCCGUCAUAGUCUGCUCAUCUUGAAUUGUGGCAUGCACCCUAUGUAAGCUUCCGCUCAGGAGUUGACCCUACACAUAGAUGGCACAGAAACAUAUUUAUUAUAUAUAAUGUAUUAUGAGAGGAAUAUCUUUGUGUAAUCGGAAAGUUUUAUGAAUUAAAGAAAAAAUUGUGCAUGUCUUCCGAUGAUCUGUUUAUACAAUAAAUCUAUCCUUUUAGCUAUCAAAUAAAGAUUGUUCUAUUUUA